AUGCAUAUGCCAUCGAGCUGGAAUUUUCCAGCAUUGACAGGGUUAUUAACCAUGUCAUAUUUUAUCCAUAAUGCUGUUAUUACAAUCCUUAGGAAUCAGGGAAACCCACAAAAUAACGCUAGAGAUCUUUGUAUUGGAUACGGACUAGUGGCGUUUAGUUACAUUUUCGUAGCUUUUACAUUCUUUGCAGCUUUUCCCUUUAAAAGAAGUUGCAUACGGGACAACUUACUCAACAACUUCCCCGCUGAUUAUCCAUUCAGUGCAGCUGCCCGAGUUCUUAUACUCUUUCAAUUGUUGACUAUAUUGCCUCUUGUGCUGUUCUUUAUUCGUUCACAAAUAUCUUGUGCAAUUUUCAACCAACCAUAUCCAGGUACAGAACCCUUUAGGUUAGUGAAAGUGGUUGCUCUCAAUGCUACUCUCGUCUGCGCUGGAGUUUUGAUCGCAAUAUUUUACCCGAACAUUGGCAGCAUAACAAGGUACUUCGGGUCAUUCUCGGGGAUGAUGUACAUCUACGCUCUGCCAUGUGCC
Messenger RNA from Strongylus vulgaris, 528 nucleotides. Lineage: Eukaryota; Metazoa; Nematoda; Chromadorea; Rhabditida; Strongylidae. The record is from the annotation of a GenBank genome assembly.